AUGCGAAAUAUAGCUAUAAUUGGCGGUGGUGUCAGCGGUUUAAUAUGUAUCAAAUGUUGUUUGGAUGGAGGACUAUCGCCUAUAAGUUAUGAAAUGACAAAUGAUAUUGGUGGUCUCUGGAAUUACGAUGCCAAUGCAAUUGAUGGUAAAGCAAGUGUAAUGAAAUCAACUGUAAUUAAUACAUCAAAAGAAUUUAUGGCAUUUAGUGAUUAUCCUCCAUCAAUUGAGUAUCCAAAUUAUAUGCAUAAUACUAAAUUAUUAGAAUAUUUUCGUAUGUAUGCAACACAUUUUGAUCUUAUUAAAUAUAUUCGAUUUCGUCGACGUGUUACACGUAUUCAACCUGCUGAUGAUUAUGAACAAACAGGUUGUUGGUUAGUAUAUAGUGUUGAUGUCGAACAGAAAGAUAAAGAAAUGAUAGGUAAUGAAACAUGUGAAAAAUAUGAUGCUGUUAUGUUAGCAACUGGACAUCAUGCUCAUCCACGAUGGGCUAAUUUUCAUGGAUUAGAAAAUUUUAAAGGCAUUUGGCAAUAUAAGACUUCGCAUGGUUUUGAAGAUAAAAAUGUACUUAUUAUUGGCAUUGGUAAUUCCGGUGGAGAUUUAGCUGUUGAAUUAGGUCGUGUAGCCAAACAGGUCUAUUUGAGUACUCGUCGUGGUACAUGGGUAAUGAAUCGUGUUGGACCUAGUGGAUGGCCGAUUGAUAUGUUACUGUCAAAUGAAGUCCUUGGUGCAGUUCAAAGAUAUUUUCCUUCAUUAAUGAAUUGGCUUAUGGAAAGAGAUAUGAAUCAAAGAUUUAAUCAUGAAAUUUAUGGUCUUAAACCAAAUUAUCCUCCUUUAGCACAACAUCCAUUUUUAAACGAUGACUUAGCUAAUAGAAUCUUAUGUGGUUCUGUUAUUAUUAAACCUGAUGUUAAAGAAUUUACAGCUGAUGGUCACGGUGUUAUGUUCAAUGAUGAUUCUAAAGUUGAUCGUAUUGAUUGUGUUCUUAUGGCAACAGGCUUUAAUAUUGCAUUUCCGUAUUUAGACGAAAAAAUUUUAGCUGUCAAAGAUAAUAGAAUUCGACUUUAUGAAUAUGUUUGGCCAUCUCAUAUGACUCAUCCAACACUUGCUGUUAUGGGUCUUGUACAACCAUGGGGUGCUAUUAAUCCUGUGACAGAACUUCAAGCACGUUGGGCUGUUCGAGUAUUUAAUGGUGAAUUAAAAUUACCAUCACGUUUAAAAAUGGAUGAAGAUAUCGAUGAGAAAAUUCAUCAAAUGUCACAACGAUAUGCUGCAUCACCACGACAUACUCUAGAAGUUGAUCAUGUAGAUUUUUGUAAUGAAUUAGCUGAACAAGCUGGUUGUCGACCAAAUAUAUUGAAUUAUUUGAUAAAGGAUUUUAAACUUGGUUGGCGUUUACUAUUUGGACCAUGUACACCGUAUCGAUACCGUUUACAAGGUCCAAAUAAAUGGGAAGGUGCACGACAAGCUAUUUUAACACAAUAUGAAAGAGUUGAAUAUCCAUUACGUGUUAGUCGUAAACAAGAACAAAAUCAACAAAAGAAAUUUUCAAUAAAUUGGACACCUACGUUUUCAAUCGUAUUUUUUAUAUUAGUUUCCUUCAUUAUUUUUCAAUGCUUUAUAUAA
Rotaria sp. Silwood2 is the source of this 1623-nucleotide messenger RNA. NCBI's taxonomy places the organism in Eukaryota, Metazoa, Rotifera, Eurotatoria, Philodinida, Philodinidae. The record is from the annotation of a GenBank genome assembly.